Molecule: messenger RNA, 1607 nt
Organism: Cucumis sativus (cucumber)
Lineage: Eukaryota; Viridiplantae; Streptophyta; Magnoliopsida; Cucurbitales; Cucurbitaceae
Exons: 2
Coding region: 37-1437 (466 amino acids)
Source: RefSeq, a predicted model, not a curated record
UUUGAGAACUUAAAAAACCAUCUUCCAUCUUCCAAUAUGGCAAGAAUUGCCAUAUUCCUUUUCUUCCUCUUUCUCUUCCUCUCAGCUGUGGUUGAGGGAGCUCCAAAGGCCAAGAAAGUUAAAUGCAAAGACAAGAAAUUUCCUCAAUGUUACAAAUCCGAACACUAUUGUCCGGCCGAUUGCCUUCGCACUUGCGUCGUAGAUUGUUCGUCUUGCCAGCCUGUUUGCACUCCACCUCCACCUCCGCCACCAUCGCCUCCUCCACCACCACCCAAACCGCGCAAGCUCAAAUCUCCACCCCCACCAUACAUUUACUCUUCGCCUCCGCCUCCACCUCCACGCAUUUACUCUUCCCCACCACCACCUCCUCCCUACAUUUACUCUUCUCCCCCACCACCUCCUCAUAUUUACUCUUCUCCCCCACCACCUCCGCCAACUACCGUGGAGCCUUCACCUCCACUUCCACCAGCACCAACACCUCCGUCGUCAUCCCCACCACCUCUUUCUCCACCACCUUCGUCUGAGGCGUCCGGGCAAAAAAAAGUUAGGUGCAAGAAUAGAGGGUAUCCACAUUGCUACGGAAUGGAGCUAAGUUGUCCAAGUGAUUGUCCUAGCCAAUGUGAGGUUGACUGUGUUACUUGCAGUCCCGUUUGUAAUUGCAACCGUCCGGGCGCCGUGUGCCAAGACCCAAAAUUCAUUGGAGGAGAUGGAAUCACCUUCUACUUCCAUGGCAAAAGAGACAAAGAUUUCUGCAUUGUCACCGACUCGAACCUCCACAUCAAUGCUCACUUUAUCGGCCGACGCAAUGUGGACAUGAAGAGGGACUUCACUUGGGUCCAAUCCCUAGGUAUCCUCUUCGACUCUCACCAACUCUUCAUCAGCGCACGAAAAACCUCAACAUGGGACGAUGCCAAUGACCGCCUCUACAUUUCCCUCGAUGACGAAACAAUCAUCCUCCCUAACCAGGAGGGUGCGACCUGGAGUAACUCAACUUCGUACGAGGGGAUUGCCAUAACCAGAAGUAGAAAAACGAACGCAGUCGAGAUCGAAGUCCCUGGGAACUUCAAAAUCAAAGCAGUCGUGGUUCCGAUAACGGAAAAGGAAUCAAUGAUCCACAAGUAUGGGAUUACACAAGAGGAUUGUUUUGCACAUUUGGACUUGAGUUUUAAGUUCUAUGCAUUGAGUGGGAAUGUGAAUGGGGUUUUGGGGCAAACUUAUGGGAAGAACUAUGUGAGUAGGGCUAAGAUGGGAGUGGCUAUGCCUGUUUUGGGAGGUGAUAAGGAGUUUGCUUCUUCAAGUAUUUUUGCUACCGAUUGUGAAGUUACACGUUUCACCAAGGAGAUGGAUGAAAAAGAGAGUUAUGUGGAGGCUGCAGCCUAUGCUAAUAUGAGCUGUGGUAGUGACAUGGAUGGUCAAGGAGUUGUUUGCAAAAGAUAAGUUUGAUUACAAUACUAUUCCAAUUAUAUGAAUAAAUAAAUUAUUUAUGUUAAUUCUAAGGUAAAUUUUGUUUUGGAAAAUAAAUGCGGAAGUUUGUAAUGUGAAAAGGUCUUUGAUUAUUUGUUUUUAUAUGAAUAAAAAAAUAUAUGUAAAAUGUUUAUUGGAUUAUA